GAGAGAAGAUGGAGGGACGGAGAGUUAUAUUCCUUGUGAUUUUCUCCAUUCAUCUAGCUGUGGUACGUGUCCAAGAAAAUCAAAUUACUCCCACUGCCGUUACUCGAAGUUCAACUAGAGAUUCCGACAUAGAGUUACAGAAGAACAAAGUAUAUACUGUCCCUACCACAGAGGCGAAAUAUGGACCACAAAAUGUCGAACUGGUGUAUAACAGACGAUCCGCUCCCUCCACAUUAAAUCUCACAGAGGGGGCAGGUCUGGAACUCGAGUGUGAAACAAGCUGCAGUCCCCCAUGCAAAAUAAGAUGGUCUAAAGAUGACAAAGUAAUACAGACUUAUGGCAGGAAGAAAUAUCUAAACAUCACUCAGAUCCGGAGGACGCAAUCAGGGACAUACCACUGCCAGGCGCGUGGUGUUGAAGGAGAAUCAUCUUCUGAGGAGGUAGCCGUGACAGUUCAAUAUGGACCACAAAAUGUCAAACUGGUGUAUAACAGACGAUACGCUCCCUCCACAUUAUAUCUCACAGAGGGUGUAGGACUGGAACUCAUGUGUGAAACAGACUGCAGUCCCCCGUGCAACAUAAUCUGGUCUAGAGAUGACACAAUAAUACCGCCUUAUGGCAGGAAUAAAUAUCUGAACAUCACUCAGAUCCGGAGGACACAUUCAGGGACAUACCACUGUCAGGCGCGUGGUGCUGAAGGAGAAUUAUCUUCUGAGGAGGUAGCCGUGACGGUGCAAUAUGGACCACAAAAUGUGAAACUAAUGUAUAACAGACAAUCUGCUCCCUCCACAUUAUAUCUCACAGAGGGGGCAGGUCUGGAACUCAAGUGUGAAACAAGCUGCAGUCCCCCAUGCGACAUAAGAUGGUCUAGAGAUGACGAAGUAAUACAGACUUAUGGCAGGAAUAAAUAUCUGAACCUCAAUCAGAUCCGAAGGUCACAAUCAGGGACAUACCACUGUCAGGCGCGUGGUGCUGAAGGAGAAUUAUCUUCUAAGGAGGUAUCUGUGACAGUUCAAUAUGGUCCCAACUAUGUGACAAUUCAGUAUACCAGCGACCGUGAGGAAUUAUGGGAAGGACGUGGAGAGAUAACCAUCACUUGUAAUGCAGACUGUAAUCCACGAUGUAAUUAUUGGAUACGUCACAAUGGAAUCUACGUAUCUACAGAAAAGACAUAUGCGUUCAGCAUGGAUCGGAAAAAAUCGGGAGAGUACAGCUGCGCAGCCAGUAAUUCUGUGUCGACUUUUGCAAUUUUCUCUGAAACUAUGACGCUUGAUAUCAAAUAUGGUCCUAGCAAUGUGACAAUUCAGUAUACCAGCGACAGUGAGGAAUUAUGGGAAGGGGGUGGAAAAAUAACCAUUACUUGUAAUGCUGACUGUAAUCCGCGAUGUAAUUAUUGGACAUUAUACCACAAUGGAAACUGGUUUUAUACACAAAAGACGAUGUCGUUUAUCAUGGAUCGGGAAAACUCGGGAGAGUACAGCUGCUCAGCCAGGAAUUCUGUGCAACGGACUAAUGUAAAUUCGUCUAACAUUGUCAGACUUCAUAUCAAAUAUAGGGCUGUCAGAUUAUCAUCCAUAAAGAAGACGAUUUCACUUGAGGUAAACCGUGACCUUCCAUCCAAUGUUGUGUGUACCAUUGACUGUAACUAUGAAGGCUGUGAUUCUUCUUCCAUCACGGUUCUGAGGAAUUCCGAGGUCUACCAUACGAUUGACACUAACCAGAGCAUAUUUCCAAGUCGACAAGCGGUUGUGUCAGACGACGGAAAUUAUAAAUGUAAAUUAUCUGACAACACCAAAUCACAUGAAAACCUCCAACUUACCAUUCUCUAUGGACCAAGAAACGUCAGAAUUAUGAAGGACAAAGAAAACGCUGAUGCUGAAAUUUUUCUGAGAGAAUGGUAUAACUAUACAAGACUGACAUGUUCGUCAGAAUGCAAUCCAGCAUGUAACAUAUCGUGGUAUAAAGAUGGGAAGCUAUUGUCUUAUGAACGAAACAAGAUAUUUUCUAUUACAUCCUACAGACAACAUUCUGGAAAUUAUGAAUGUAAAGCAAGUGGAAUAGAAGGGACCGUAUCGUCUAAACAAGUGAAAAUAACAAUUCACUAUUCAACCAACAUUGUGAAAGUAAUACCAGACAGUAAAGUUUAUUAUUCAAGACGAGGAGGAAGACCACUGGAGAAUAUCACAUGUCAAGCGGACUGUCUGCCGGAGUGUACUUUCACGUGGAAGAUAGAAAAUCCAUACUGGUCGUCCCAAUACGGGUGGGAAUCAGACUUUAAUAAAGGCGAUACGUUAUUUGCAAAUAGAACGUUUCAAUAUAACGAUUAUAGACGCUUUAAAUGUGUAGCAAGGAAUUACGUCGACAACAGAGAAAGUAACUGGAUAAGAGUCUACGUGACGGAGGGACCGGACAACGUAAGAAUUACAACAAAACAUUCACGUGGAAGAGAACACGAGCCGUUUCAAAUGGAGUGUUCGGCUACUUGCAAACACGGAUGUCUAUCCUACAGUUGGUUUCACGAGAGAAAGUUAACUCACAGUGAGGAACUUCUUCACUUUAACAACCUUUCAAGGACAGAUAAUGGAGAAUACAUAUGUGCAGUCACAGACUACUUUGGAACAACCUCUAAAUCCUAUAAUUUAAACGUACAGUAUGGUCCAGUCAAUGUGAGCAUUCAGUACACCAGCGAUAAGGAAAAUUUAAUUGAGGGCCAGGGACGCGUAUACCUAACUUGUCAUGCAGACUGUAAUCCAACGUGUUCUUAUACGUUUUACCACAAUGGUCAAUACAAAUCAUUGAGUCGGAAUGGAAGUAUGCGUAAAGAGAAACGGAAUUCAGGACGGUACAGCUGUUCAGCAAAGAAUUAUGUAGCAGACUCGCCCAAAAAUUCCAGUAAUUAUGUUGAUAUAUACAUACAGUAUAAACCAAGAUUAACAGUUCCAGACUUUCCCCAGAUCGCUGCCCCUGGAUCGCUGAGGCUUAACCUUAAUGUUGACAGUUUUCCUGCAUCAAAUGUGACAAUAUUCCACAAGGAGGAGAAGUUGAAAUUCUUAUCCAAUUUUACGGGAGGAAAAACGUAUGAAAUAAACAUUAGUACUUGUCUAAAUGGAGGGAAAUACAGAAUUGUUGCUGAGAAUAUUAUUGGAAACAAGUCCGCCUCUAAAAAACUUACUGUUCAGUGUGCUCCUAUUAUUCUCACGUCUUCAAAUACCACAAACAAAGGUUUUCAAAUUGGAGAUACAUUGAAUCUGACAGUGAAAUUUAUGGCAAAGCCAAACCCAAAUGCAUCAUGGACAUUUUUCCCAAAGGAAAGAGAUGUGAGGAAAAGUGUUCCGAAAAAAACUACAGGGACGGGAAAGGGGUUUACAAGUAUUAUUGUCAGUCAUAUGAGUGUACAUGAUUUCGGAACCUAUCAGCUUACAUUGAAUAAUAAAUUUGGACGAAAUGUAACGGAAUUCAACAUUCAAGGUCCCCCUCAACCACCCACUGAAUUGACUGUUGACUGUUCAAACACAGCACUAUUCCAAUGGAAGCCUGGAUUUGACGGAGGAAGCUAUCAGAGAUUUUUUAUUGAAUACACAACCAAUAUAUCGUCAUCAUGGCUCUCCUACAAUCCAAAUCCGGUGACAUCAGAGAAUGUCGGCUAUCUAUCUACAGAAAUCAAUUUUCUCCAGCCCCAUGUUCCUUAUUUUUUACGAAUCGUUGCGAAAAACCAUUUUGGAAAAAAGCGGUCUGAGAAAAUUGUAAACUGCAUAGUGCAAAGUUUCCAAGGCAACGAAGCCGUGAUGGUUGUUGUUGGUGGAGGGGUGUUUUUAUUUUUGGUAAUUGCAGUCCUCGUUGUGGUGAUCAGUGUCAAACGAAAGCAAAGACUGAACAAAAGACGUGAAAACUCUGGAGAACAAAGCGGUACUCAGAAAGAAGACGCCGCAGAUGGAAUGGUUGAAAAUAUAUUAUAUAUCUCCGCUGAGGAAGCGACCACUUCUUUGGUAUCACCUUCAAAUCCUUCAGGAUCACGUGAUGCCUUGGAAACAGAUGGAGGAAAUGACGUGUAUUCCGUCGUAAUGAAGACACGAAAACCCGAGAGUGACACCCCAGUUUACGCGGAGGUUAAAAAAUCUCAAACAGCAGAUGGCAAACCACCGAUAAAAAAGAAACCAUCGAAGACAAGGAAAAGAUCCAGCAAAGGAAGGAAUGUAAAUGAAGAUGGACUGGUUUAUGUUGAACUUGACUUGAAGAUGGCGCCUUCUUCGUCUGAUGGAAAACCCAUCAUUCAUGGAGCAGAAGACAGGACACAGUACGUCGACAUUGAUUUUACCAGGCCUGCCAAACCAGUUAAAGAGUGAGACGUCAACGAAAGUCAGAAUACUGAACGAAAUCCGACUAGCUAGUCCAGAUGACGUUUGCCUUUUUUCGAAAUCCAUUGCAGUACAGUACAUUAACCCAUGACAAGACACAGUCUAACUAUUUCUGUACAUGAACUUCGUGGUUCGUGUUUUUUCUACAAACAUCUGUUCAUUCAUUGCGUUUAAACAGUUGUCUACUGUAUUCUUAUCGAUGUUCACGCAUGAUAUUUGUGUCACUGAAAACAACGGCUAAACGUGUAUGUUAACAGCAAAACAUGACAUUAUGUUAACGGCUAACCAUGACAUUGUGUUAACGGCUAACCAUGACAUUAUGUUAACGGCUAAACAUGUCAUUAUGUUAACGGCUAAACAUGACAUUAUGUUAACGGCUAAACAUGACCUUAUGUUAACGGCUAACCAUGACAUUGUGUUAACGGCUAAACAUGUCAUUAUGUUAACGGCUAAACAUGACAUUAUGUUAACGGCUAAACAUGACAUUAUGUUAACGGCUAAACAUGACAUUAUGUUAACGGCUAAACAUGACCUUAUGUUAACGGCUAAACAUGACCUUAUGUUAACGGCUAAACAUGACAUUAUGUUAACGGCUAAACAUGACAUUAUGUUAACAGCUAAACAUGACAUUAUGUUAACGGCUAACCAUGACAUUAUGUUAACGGCUAAACAUGUCAUUAUGUUAACGGCUAAACAUGACAUUAUGUUAACGACUAAACAUGACAUUAUGUUAACAGCUAAACAUGACCUUAUGUUAACGGCUAAACAUGACAUUAUGUUAACGGCUAAACAUGACAUUAUGUUAACAGCUAAACAUGACAUUAUGUUAACGGCUAACCAUGACAUUAUGUUAACGGCUAAACAUGUCAUUAUGUUAACGGCUAAACAUGACAUUAUGUUAACGACUAAACAUGACAUUAUGUUAACAGCUAAACAUGACGUGUAAUAUGAUGGCUAAACGUGAUGUGUAUGUUAAUGGACAACACGAACAUGUAUGUUAACGGCUAAAUAUAUGUCAAAUUUGUUUUCGUCAUAGCUUUGUACUGAGGGAUAUUGUACUUUUAAAUAAUUCAAAAUCUCUGCUUCUCAAAGAGCCCCUGCUACAAGUUUACAAUGUGUAUCUGUGUGAUACUAAGGUGACCUUGCAGUUUUACGUCACGUGUUUUCAUGACACAAAUAUCAUGUCAAUUCAAAUUAUUCAAGCAUUUUGUGCCAUCCACAUUGCAUAUUCUCAUUACUAAAUAUUACAUGUUUAUAUAAAUGUAAUCUUUCAUUCCAAAUGUACUGUAUUUACACCAACUUGCUUAAUGAUAAUACUUUAUUUAGAGAUGGUGAGUCGAUUGGUGUUUUACACUAUUCUUCUCCGGGACCUUCUACAUGACAUGCGUUACAAGCAUAAUGAAUAUUACAUAAUAUAUACAUAUACAUUCACAUAUGCAUGUACAGGUGAUGUCAUACAAUAUAUAUACUUAACGAGAUUCAAAAAGGCAAUACAAAUACAACAAAAAUAUGCAGGGGGAUAGAAGGAUCAUCACAGUUGUUUUGGUAAGUUUCUCAACCUUUCGUAGGGAGAUAACUAUCUCACAUUUAAAGGAAUAUUAUUCCGAAGUGCACAUCUGUGAACUGAAAAUAAUUUUUAUUUGUAUUUGUGUUGUGUUUUGGUACACAAAAAUCAUAAUAUAAUUCUGAUCAUAUUAUGUAAGUUUAAGAACUAUGAAAAGUUUUAUAUAGUCAAAUAUGCUCAUAGAAUUGCACUAAUUAGAAUACAAUUAGCCAACCCAGUUUGUCAAACAGAGGUUCUGGGGGAGCAUCUGGGGUUGCACCAAGUAUAAUUCUGGCAACUUGUAAAUGCGUUCCAUAAAACUCUAGCACAUACAUGUACCUCCAAACAGUGAGCCAAUAAUUAUUUUGUUUGUAAAAUAUAUGCAUUAUAAAAAAGCUCUCUGGUUUUCAAUAGGAGAUAUUUCUUAAUCUUACCCAAGAUAAAUAAUUCAUCAGUCAAUGAUUUACGAACUAUGUAUGUGAAAAUGAUAAUUUAGUUAUUGAUUAAUUUGAACACCAGGCAGUUUUUCAACUUCGACAUUAUGAAUCAUUUGUCCAUAUAUCUGUAUUAUCAAUACAUGAUUAUUUUGAUUUCAAUUUCCUUUAUUGUGUUCCCUUAAAUAUACAUUGUUUUAUCUACAUUCAAGACCAUUGAUUUUGUAAACACCCAUUUUUAAUUUCACGCAAAUCAGAAAGAGUGCUGAUUCAAUACAAUGUACAUAACUUAUCUUAAAUAUGUAAAGUUACAUCAUUAGCAACCAUUUCUAUAUUAGUAUACUUUACAUGCAAAGGGGUGUCAUUGAUAUACAAUAAAAACAGAAAGGGAACCAAUAUUGAUCCCUGUUGCACUCCUAUCGUAAUAGACAAGACACCAGAUGUACAGGAACCUACUUUCACACUGUGGAUGCGAUCACGUAUUCAUAUGAUUCAAAUCAAUCUACUACCAUAUUACCAAAAAUAUAAAAUUUCAUUAAGAAUAGUGUCAUUGACUUCACUAAACCCAAUAAUUACCAAUCCAGUGAAAUACUCUUGAUCCAAAGCACGUAGCCAAGAGUUAGUCUUGUUAACGCAGUUUCACAAGAGUAGAAGUUUGUAACCCUGGCUGUGGUUUUGUUAUCAGGUCAAAGAUUGAGGUGACGAAGCGUAUUGGGUUAACUGCAUGUUUAUUUUUAAAAGUUGGAAAUCGUUGUUAGUUUAUGAAUUGGUCUAUACUUGUCUGGAUCGGGUUCUGUCGCCUUUUUAAUGUAGUAGUAACGUUAGCAUGUUUAAAAUUCACUUGAUAAAAUAAAAUCAAAGGCAUGCA
Messenger RNA from Ostrea edulis (European flat oyster), 7200 nucleotides. Its product is annotated as hemicentin-1-like. Bases 9 to 4343 code for a protein of 1444 amino acids. Gene Ontology annotation, molecular function: cell adhesion molecule binding. The transcript has 21 exons. The record is from RefSeq and is a predicted model, not a curated record. Gene Ontology annotation, biological process: cell-cell adhesion. Gene Ontology annotation, cellular component: cell-cell junction. NCBI's taxonomy places the organism in Eukaryota, Metazoa, Mollusca, Bivalvia, Ostreida, Ostreidae.